Drosophila innubila is the source of this 1157-nucleotide messenger RNA. RefSeq names its product fibrinogen-like protein A. Lineage: Eukaryota; Metazoa; Arthropoda; Insecta; Diptera; Drosophilidae. The transcript is spliced from 5 exons. Bases 145 to 1125 code for a protein of 326 amino acids. The record is from RefSeq and is a predicted model, not a curated record.
UGUUGCUCAAAGUAAUUUGUAUAUCCUGUGUAUAUUCCUGUACGAAAUAAGACGAGAUUAUGUCAUUCGAUUAACUCCCAAUUAUCUGAAGUGAGAGCGGAGCAGAAACAUUCUGUUAACUUGAUUGAGGGACUAAUCAAGGCAAUGGAAAUACUUACUCAAAUACUUAAAGCGGAACAGGAAAGACAAGGAAAUCUCGUAGAUGAUCUGGUUAAGGCAAUGGAUAUUCAGAAUCGUCAAGAGAAGUCUAUAGACGAUCUGGUUAAGGCAACAGAUAUUCAAAGUCUAAAGGCGGAACUGGAACAGCUGAAAAAAGACGGAGUUGAUAAAGAAUCGAAAAUUCACUUUCUUACAGCGGAGCUGGAGCGUCAGGGAAAAUUAAUAGGUGAUCUUAACAUGCAAUUAAAUAAUCAAUCUCUGAGAGAAGAGCAAAAUCGACUGGGAAAGCUGAUAAAGGAUGUUGUUCAGGAAUCGGAAAAACACAAUUUAUGGUUCAACACACACAAGUGUGCAGAGGCCAAGUUAAGUGGUGUCUAUGAGACGAUCGUCCCCAAUUUAAUUAGUCACCCUUUUAAAGUGGCCUGCGACGCAGAAACUCGAGGAGGAGGUUGGACAAUUAUCCUGAGGAGGAUGGAUGGAACUGUCGACUUCUAUCGCAACUGGGCUGCAUACAAAGAGGGAUUUGGAAAUCUUAAUGGCGAGUUCUUCUUGGGAUUGGAUAAAAUACACGCAUUGACGGAAGAAAGAAACCAGGAAUUACUUUUUGUCGUAGAGGACUUCGAGGGAAAUGAAAGAUUUGAGAUGUAUGACAGCUUUGCAAUCGGCGAUGAAGAUCAACAAUAUAUCCUACACACCCUGGGAAAUGCGAGUGGAACUGCGGGUGAUUCACUUGAUUGGCAUCGUGGCAUGAAAUUUAGCACCUACGAUCGAGAUAAUGAUAGUAAGAAAGACGUAAACUGCGCCGUAAGCAGGACUGGCGCCUGGUGGUACAAUGGGUGUCUCGACAGCGACUUGGCAGGGAGGUACAAUGAUAACAGAUGGGCCAAGGGCGUUAUUUGGAACACUUUUAAGGGUCAAGAGUACUCCCUCAAAAAAGCAGUCAUGAUGAUUCGGCCAACGAAGUAAAUUCUAUGACUCUAUAAUGUUUGAAAUCUGCU